This is a messenger RNA of Amphibalanus amphitrite, 2264 nucleotides long. RefSeq names its product protein IMPACT-like. The coding region runs from base 22 to 933 and encodes 303 amino acids. The record is from RefSeq and is a predicted model, not a curated record. Lineage: Eukaryota; Metazoa; Arthropoda; Thecostraca; Balanomorpha; Balanidae. Gene Ontology annotation, molecular function: protein binding. Gene Ontology annotation, biological process: regulation of translational initiation. The transcript is spliced from 7 exons. Gene Ontology annotation, cellular component: cytoplasm.
GUGGAUUGCUGUAUAAGUGGAAUGCGCUUUUGUAUAAAUAAACAAAACAAACAAUUUUGUUGCAGAUAUCUAGAGCUGGCAAAGAUCCUUUUACUGUCUGAAAAGCAAGGGCUGAUGGAUAACAUAUCUCUUCAGGCUGAUGAGGUGCAAGCACUCUCCUCCAUUUAUGAGCAAGAGUGGAAAGUGGUCAGUGAGUCUUCCAGAAUAUAUUCUGUCUCCAUUGUGCAUGGAGGCAAAAGCAUUACUCUUGAGAUGACACUGACCCCUGGCUACCCAUCCGAGUCGCCGCCGCAGUACGAGCUACUGGCGCCGUGGCUGCGCGGCGACCUCAGGAACACGCUGGCCGCCCACCUCGAUGGCAUUUACUGUGAUAACAUUGGUUCUAGCAUAUUGUACCUGUGGAUCGAGCGUGUUCGAGAGUUUCUGGAGGAGCUCCAAGAAACGGCGCCUGAUAUUGAGGAGAGUGUCUCCUCGGCGGCUGUGUCUCCCCCGCCCACCAUCGAGGCGGACCUGUCACCGUGCCCGGAGAUCAUCCAUGGCGAGUGUAUUGUGGACCGGAAGAGCGUGUUCCAGGCGCACUGUGCGCCCGUCGUCACCGUCCAACAGGUCCAUCAGGUGAUAGCCAGUCUCAAGGAGUGCAGGAAGAUUGCCUCGGCCACACACAACAUGUGGGCGUACCGCAUACAGGGCGCGGCCAGCGGCGCAUUCCUGCAGGACUGCGACGACGACGGCGAGACGCACGCCGGCGGACGGAUGCUGCACCUGCUGGAGAUUGUCGGCGUUCAGAACUGGGUGGUUGUGGUCACUCGAUGGUAUGGCGGCAUACAGCUGGGACCCGACCGAUUCCGGCAUAUCAAUAACGCCACACGAAACGUGCUGCAGCUCAGUGGCGCCAUCUCGCCGCCAGAUGAAAAGAAGAAACGCAAAACAUGACGACAGAUGGCAGAAUGAAGUGCACACUGCGUGCGCCGUGCAUCCAAUGACCUUAACUGUGAUUUGAGAGCUGACUUAUGUGGGGUGUUUUGUGCGUGUUUUGUACUGAAAUGUGAAAUAGUAUCCACGUGUUGGGUACGAGUUAUCUUUGCAUCUUUGUGGCACAUCGAUGGUUUUAAUCGUUUGAUAACGUGCAUAGGUGGGCACGAUCCGUUCCUCCGUUCCUCCGUUCCGGAACGCCGUUACAAUUUUUAGGAACGGAGGAACGGACUCGUUACAUUUUAAAAAGGGUAACGGACCAAGUAACUUCCGUUACAUUGGUUUUUCGUUCCUCCGUUACAAGUUAACAGUUUAGUCCGUUCCUUCGUUCCUCCGUUACUUUUCGUUGUCCGAGCGGGUUGAUCUUUCAGCUAACCCACAGACAUUAAUGCAGCAGCGGAAUAGUGGAUUAUUGAGCAGCCCUGACUUGAAGACGGAAGAUGGCCUCAGUGUACAGUGUACUGGCCUUCCGCAAUGAGCCGGCGUUGCAGUAUGUGUUCGCAAAGUUCAACACGGGCGUCCCUUCAAGCGCCUCAGUAGAGCGCAUGUUCUCAAUGGGAAAAGAUGUGCUACGUGCAAAAAGGGCUACCCUCUCAGAAAGUGGCAGCGGAACAUCUUCAAUUAAGGGAGAGGGGGGGGGGGCACUGCCGACUUUUUGUCCCAUUCUUUCCAUGCAACGCACAUAGGGCUAAUGUUAAAAUGCCAAAAUCAAAGGGGGCACGGUGCGCCGGUGCCCCCCCCCCCCCCCCCGUUCCGCCGCCUAUGCUCUCAGAUGCCAACCUGGAACGUCUAGUGUUCGUGAAGUGCAACCGGCAUCUGGCAGGGAACAAGUGAUGCGCAUCAGUACCACCAGACGUUUCAAGGUUUAGUGUCCAAUCAGUGCCCACUGUCUUGGUAGAUUUGGUGGGCAUUCCGCUUUCUCGGGGUUUAGUUUGUGUCAGAAUGGUCUCAAAAAUGUUUGAAAUACCCAACAUUUUAACGUUUUUUAUUUUGCUGUAACGGAGUAACGGACUAAAAGAACUUCCGUUACAUUAUAUACAGAGGAACGGAGGAACGAGUAACGGAAGUCACGUUUUGAGGGAACGGAGGAACGAGUAACGAAGUUACAAUUUUGGGGAACGGUGCCCACCUAUGAUAACGUGACAAACGCCGUCGACUACAUCAAAUAAUACCGUUUUUGUGUCCGUCAGCGCCGUGCAGUGCAAGGUUAUUGUGCAUGGUACAGAGGUGAACUGUCUGCCCCCAACGGAUAACGACGUGGUUCUGUGAAUAAACCAUACUGGAUCACGGAA